Gadus macrocephalus (Pacific cod) is the source of this 3206-nucleotide messenger RNA. RefSeq names its product LIM domain and actin-binding protein 1. The record is from RefSeq and is a predicted model, not a curated record. Gene Ontology annotation, cellular component: plasma membrane; actin cytoskeleton. Gene Ontology annotation, biological process: actin filament bundle assembly. NCBI's taxonomy places the organism in Eukaryota, Metazoa, Chordata, Actinopteri, Gadiformes, Gadidae. Gene Ontology annotation, molecular function: actin filament binding. The coding region runs from base 539 to 1498 and encodes 319 amino acids. The transcript has 8 exons.
GAGGUGUGUGUAUUAUAGGUUAUCCAUACAUUAAUACUAAUUUGUGUUUUUGUGGUGUGUGUCGCUGCAUUGUGCACAGUGCUGAUUAAAUUCCCUUUAAUCAACAUUAUGUAGUUGCCUUCAUGUGACGGGUGUCAAUGGUCAACUGUUCGAGGUUAAUCAUUUCUCUGUCCCCUUCUCGGCCAGCAUUUUCACAUUGAAUAUUUGUAUACUUCCCACCCCAUCAUUUUCCACAAAGCAGGGCAACUGAACCUUUGAAAUCCCUCCAAUUAAAACGCUGCAGACUGCACUCUGACCGGCAGUUCAAGGACUCCAAAAGGAUACUUUUGUUUUGCCAUGCUUUUCACUAUACUUUUCCGCCAUAGUGCCAUAGAUCAUCUUAAUACGGUCAGAGGCGUAAUAAGGAAGGACGGAAGGACUUUGCUCCGAAACCAUGGUCCAAGGUCUUGUGAUGUUUUAUGUCAGAACCAGACAGCCAUCGCCCUGAUCACCGGAGCUCCCCCUCAACUAGAAGCCCUUGAGCUCCAAACAGACAGCCAUGGAGUUGAAGAGCUGCCUGCGACGCACGCAAUCCCUGAAGAGCGUCACGGCUCGGUCUGACAACAGACCCAUCUGGGCGGAGGGGGCGCGCAGAGACCGGAUGGCGUCCGUGUCCCAGCUGGUUGCUAGGUACCAGAACUCAGUGGAGGUUAGCACGACCAUUGAAGUCACUCAAGUGAAUAAUCCCCAAACCAUACUAAAGCAAGUCCCCCAAGAGACAAAAACACCAAAAACACCAAAAACAACAGCUUCUGCUGAGGUGAGUUCACGGCAUGAAAGCAAGGCGGAGUCGCUGCCAAAGAAAGCUGGUGCCAGAGAAUGGUCUCUCCCUCACACCAAGACCAACCUGGCUCGCAGUAGGUCCAUGGGCAGCCUCAAAAAUUGUUUCGGCAGUGUCAGCGACCUGAAGAGUCUGUUUGAGUCAAAGAACGACAUGCAGCCAAAGAUCCUGCAUGAGCGGAGCAUGAGAGCGGAAGGCCCGACUCUGCCUAUCAGAGCCAAGACGACCGACGCCACACCAGUGGUGAACGGACACGCGGGAGAGAGACAGCCCGCACAGAAGAAGAAGGCUGCUCCAUCAGCUGAUUCUGAUGGACAUGCUAAUGUUGAUGCUAAGGCUAAUGAUGUCAAGGCUAAUGCUCACACAAAAGAACAGGAGUUGAUUAAGAAGCAACAAAGUAACAACAAAGAACGAGGAAAAUCGAUUGGUGGCAUUGACCUCGAAAGAGUUGGUUCAUCUCAUUACGAUGAUAAGAAGAGGUCCUUUAGCCCGACCAGGGAGACGCUACCCAUUUCUGUGAAGGCCAUAUCUGCUCUUUACCUGUCCCAGACGAGAGCUACCGAACAACGAAACAACACUACACAACUUGCAAAAGAGAAGUCGGAAAGUGCAAAGCGAACUAAACCAAUUAAGCACGGCAGACAGCACUGCACAGUAUCGACUGGUGGGACACAUUGAGAUGAGGUUUGCGGCUUUCGGGAGGGUGAACAUUGCCACUCAACUGCAACAACUCCAAGAUAGUUUGACUCCACUACCUUUGAAAUGUUGUUAAGGUCGUGAAAACUCUUGAUCCUACAAUCUGAACAAAUACCAAGAUGCUGGAUUUUCAGCUGAUUUUGUAUUUCAUUUGUGUAUGAAAAGACAUUGUUAGUGCAAUGUUGAGGAAUGUACAGUUAUUGUACUUCUAUGUACCACUGAUAACUUAUUUUGCUUUGUAAGCCAAUUCUUUCAAGGUCAGUCAAUAAAUACUUGACUAGAUAGGCUGCUCCCGUCUUUAUGUUGUUGCCAGGCAUAUAUUUUGUCCUUAUAGGAAUUUGACAUCAUACAAUGAUCUACAUUAGAUUUGUGUAAAUAAUUAAUUGUGGAGUUACACCAUUAUUGUUUAUGGAGUUGCUAUCUAGUGGAAACAAGACGGAUCUCUGUAUGAGUUAAUCAUCUAACAACAAAUUGAUACUGUCUUGCUUAAUGCACCUAUUGAAUGGGUCACCUUAAUCAUUAUUGGUCAAUUUAUCAGAGAUUUCUUUCAGGAGCCGUCACUGUGUUUGUGUUAUCACUUGUAGCAGCCAGGAAGAGUGAUUGAUGUUAUUCUUUCACAUCCAGUUAAUCGAGAUAAGCACACAGGAUGAUAAGGCUUGUAUGGUUGGACUCCUUAGAGUCUCUUUAAAAUGGCAUAUCGUUGUUGUAGAAAUGGUUAGCUUUUGUUAUCGCCAGUGUGUAAUGUGACGUGACCGCGUGUUUGUGCUCGGCAGCCGCCGGGGAAAGACGUGCAACAGGCAGGCUGUUGCACUUUUUUCUUCUUUAAGGAUGAAACACUGCCACACCGCUGACAUGACAUCAACAGGUAGCUCUCAUGCGCUAGCUCUCAUGCGCCAAACUGGCGACUACUGUUGGUAUCACGUGACACACUGCGCGGAUCGUUUGAUACUCCCCUCCGAUAUCCGAUCCAGCGUACUCGGCCUAUAUCUGACCGAUGCCGUGGAUCGGAUCGGGACAUCUCUACAUUAAAUAGUUUCUUAUUCAGCAUCCAUGCAGAUUCCAUCACCUCAGUCACAUAAGGUGAUCGGUCUGUGGCGGUCAUAUACUAUAAAGCAAGGUUACUUUUUAUAUUGUUAAACAUAAUCAUUUAUUACACUUUUAAUUGAGUCAAGUCAUUUGGUCAGCCUUGUAGAAAAUAUAUAAUGCUUCUAGUGUCUAUUUAGCAUAAACAAUUGGGAGGAUUGGGGAUUUGACACAUUUAAGUGUACUUUGUGUGUGAAUACUUUUUUGAAAUGUAUUUUCUGUUUAGUCACGAAUUAUACAUUUGUAGUGUACGAUGAUUUAUUUACUCACACAAAAUGAUUAGUUGCCACAGUUUAAAAACAUAUGAAAAACAUUGUUCCUAGGGAAUGCAGAGUACUUCUAUGUGGUGUGCUCCUUUGCUGCAAAAAAAAUGCAGAUGUUAGCAUGAUUGAAAUGGUAAAGUCAAAAAUUAAAUAUGUUUUUAUUAAUUUAAUCAAAAAUGUGUGUGCAUAUUACACUACAAUUGAUCUCAUUGUAGAUUGUUGUGGUACUGGUGUUAGUGUUUUUUUUGGUAGGUGCAAUGUGAAUUGUGUGAGAAGGUGGCCAAUUUUGAGGGUGCCAAAUAUGGCCACUCUAUAUUUCUGGAGGAAAAUAAUGAUUUAAGAUC